This is a messenger RNA of Ixodes scapularis (black-legged tick), 1424 nucleotides long. RefSeq lists its product as uncharacterized. NCBI's taxonomy places the organism in Eukaryota, Metazoa, Arthropoda, Arachnida, Ixodida, Ixodidae. The record is from RefSeq and is a predicted model, not a curated record. The transcript is spliced from 2 exons. Bases 37 to 1281 code for a protein of 414 amino acids.
GGUAUUACAGCAGAGCACGUGAAAAACCUCUACAGAAUGCAACAAGACAGCAUUGUGAAGCCAGUGAGGUUCUUGACCAGGAAGCACGUAUUUCCCAGUAACCUGGAGAAAAUGAAUGUCAGAAGAGCAGUGCAACUGCUGUCGCCUGCCGUGACUGCAGCCCUCAAGCUCUUCAAGCAGCAGGCGGGGCACACCUGCGAUGCAAGUUUUUUGGAUGUUGAUGAAACUGUUCAGUUCAUGGACACUGUCCAUCGGUGGUUUCUGUUGAUGGAUGUGAGCAACUGCUCACAACACAUACAUCAGAACAACCCAGACUGCAGGCAGUUUGACUCUGAGAGCGAUGAGCGUCUGGAGUGGUUAGAAACAACCUUCAUAGACUAUCUUUCUACCAUGAAACGCCAAUGCCUCGCAAAGAACUUUUUGACCAAGGAGACAUACCAAGGGCUGGUCAUGACUACGCAUUCUAAUGUCGAGUGCGUUAAGUAUCUGCUGACAGAGAGUAAUUUCCUCUUUGUGCUAACUAGGAAAAUGUCUUCUGACCCCAUUGAGUCAUUCUUCGGGUGGCUCAGAAGGUCAGCAGGGAGCAAUGACCAAACAGAUGCCAGAGCUGUUCUGUCUGGAAUCGAGAAAAUGUUGAAGACGGGUAUUGCUUCCAAGUCGGACUGCAGUAACGUCGUCUCUGUUGAUAACAGCAGUUCUUUGUCAACGAUGCUACGAGAUCAGACAACCAUGGCUGAGCAGGCUGCAGGACAUUUCCCCAGGGAAGCGUUAACAACGCUAUCAGAGAACCUGAACGAGGACAAGGCACUACUACCGACUCCAGAUAUAGCUGCUCUAGCUAUGGUCGGUGGCUACCUGGCAAGAGCUAUAGGGGAGAGGACCUCCUGCGAAGGGUGUUUGAGCCUCCUGACGAAGCCGAGCUCUUCAGCGCCGUCAGAUGCACUGAUUAAACAUCAAGACAGGGGCGGGCUCCUCUACCCAUCUGGAGAGCUGCUACACGUUCUGUACAGCUUGAGAAGGUACAUUGAGGUUGUACUGGCCAAAAAAAGAAACCUGAAGCGCCCGCUCAAAGAGGCCGUGGACAACGCUGCUAAAGUACUUCGAGAGCGCAAUCUUCUCGUGUGCACAGUGCCGGGGCACCAUGAAAAGCUCGUGGAUGUACUGCUCACAAAGUUCUUCCGUCCCAUUUUUACAAAUUUCGCCAUGAAAGUGACGGACAAGCAUGACUUCGUGAGGAUCUUUGAAGUGAAGCCACUUUCGCGAAAAGUACUAAAAUUGUGAUUACUGGUUGUGAACAGCGUCAACGAUUGGACUAAAGCUCGUCUGGUUGAAAGUAGAUUCAUGAAACUCUCGAUCGGCACCCUCUUAUUCGUUUCCGCAGGUCGCGAAUGAAUUCAAACGCAAUAAACAAGUUUAUUUGCCAU